AUGGAAACCGGAACAACGAAGGCAAAAAGAACAGAAAUGUCGAGGGGCAAGUCUCCUCUUUCUGGAUCGUCGAAGAGCAUGUGGCUCGUUCGCAAGCCUUCUGGUGGAGAGGUAUGGACAUAUGCACACAACCCAUACGAUGAUUCAUUCCAAAACAACGACACAAACUCGCAGAGGCUUCUUAAUCCAUGCCGACACUACGCUGAAGGCUGCUGUAACCGUGGGAGCGCAUGUCGUUUCCAUCACGAUGCCCGGCACAACAUCAUUGUUACCCCGCACAGUACGCCAAAGCAACGUGCCAUUACCCCUCUGAUAGGAAUGCCGUGUUUCUUUGGGACAAAUGUUGCGGCAGGUCCAAUGUCUCCCAUAAAGUCGUUGGGUACAGCACAGGGGCGUCAUUCUCAUGCUUCCUCGGCUAUGGACUCUUUUGCCAGCACGGUACCAACGGAAACGUCAACACGGCAGCAUUCAUUGGGUAGCCUCACGGAAAGUAAAAGUCGGCUCUUUGGAGGUGCGUCGCAAUAUUCCUGCUCCAAAAUGGGCAUUCUACCAAUGGACGCAAACAACAGUGACAGCCCUAUGGUGUCACCGGUCUAUCAGGGCGAUGUCCUUUUACGCACGGACUUUCUUCCCGCUACUUCCCAACAAUUAUCGCAGCAGCAAUGA
This is a messenger RNA of Trypanosoma cruzi, 666 nucleotides long. RefSeq lists its product as uncharacterized. The record is from RefSeq and is a predicted model, not a curated record. The transcript has a single exon. NCBI's taxonomy places the organism in Eukaryota, Euglenozoa, Kinetoplastea, Trypanosomatida, Trypanosomatidae. Gene Ontology annotation, molecular function: metal ion binding. The coding region runs from base 1 to 666 and encodes 221 amino acids.